AUGUCGGCUACUCACCGCGCCGCCAUCCUCCAUGCACCAGGCCAACCUCUCUCCAUCCAAGAUGUCGAAACCCACCACCCCAAACCUAACGAAGUCUUGAUUCGUAACUACGCCCUUGCCAUCCAGCCUCUCGAUGCCAAAAUGUUCAUUUCCAACUAUGGGCCGGCUGCAUCACUCAACUUCCCAGCAGUCCUCGGCUCAAGCGGUGCUGGCAUUGUCGACAAAGUAGGCUCGAAAGCGAUGAACCUUCGCGUUGGCGACAGGGUAGUUUUCGACACGAAGGCCUACGUCUCCCCAAACGCGAACUUCCAGCAAGGGGCGUGGCAGGAACUUGUUAUCUGCUCUGCAGGCACAGUCGCAAAGCAAGCAGUCCUGACCUCCUUCCCUCUUCAAACCGCCGUAGCAGCACUGCACGUCUUCCUCGGCAUGUCCGCCCCACCCCUCACGUCUUCUGUCAGCCCUUCACCCGGCCUCAAAGACGAGAAGGUUCUAAUCUGGGGCGCUGGCGGUGCAGUAGGCCAGUAUGCAGUCCAAUACGCUGCUUCUGUGGGACACACGGUGAUCUGCACCGCAUCACCACGUUCGACGACAUACCUUACCCAACUCGGCGCAUCAGCAGUCAUCGACUACAAAGCCGCAGAUGUCCUCUCGCAACUAUGUGCACUCGGACCGUUCAAGUACUUGAUGACCGCUUCCGGAGACGCAUCAUCACAGCAAACCAUCGCUGAGCUUUUGCGACCGUCUGGCGGAAAGUUUGCCUCUGUUCUUCCUCUUAGCGCUGGGGUUGAGCUACCCUCGAACGUAGAAGUCAUAUACACCGCGUUCUCGCAAGCAGCACAAAAGGACGAGUACACCGAGUGGCGGAAGUGGUGGUACACAUCCUACCUUCCCUCCGUGCUAUCAUCCGGCUCGGUAUCACCGGUGAGCUACACUCACAUCGAAGGAGGAUUAUCCGCAUUGCAGAAUGCAAGUCAAGAUGUGUUUGACGGGAAAGUGAGGGGCAAGGUGGUCAUCAGUCCACAAGAAUGA
Molecule: messenger RNA, 1029 nt
Organism: Macroventuria anomochaeta
Lineage: Eukaryota; Fungi; Ascomycota; Dothideomycetes; Pleosporales; Didymellaceae
Product: oxidoreductase domain-containing protein
Exons: 2
Coding region: 1-1029 (342 amino acids)
Molecular function (GO): oxidoreductase activity, acting on NAD(P)H
Source: RefSeq, a predicted model, not a curated record